UCCACAUCUAUCUGAAACCAAAUUCCCUCCUUCCCUCGUUUUCUGCUCUCGCCUGCCUCUACGCCCCUAACGCUUUCUUUUUUCUUCCAAACCCUUUUUUUCUCUCUCUAAACCCCACUUUCUCUCUCUAAAACCCUAGUCCUCUCCGAUCCUCUCCGUUUCCCUCCAACUUUUACCUCAAUUCUGAUUUCCCGCCGGGACCACAACCGGUUUCUCCGCUUCAUGUCCGCCGGCGCUGGAGCUUCCGACCGCCGUGCAUCGCCGCCGAGGGAGACUGCCGGCGCCCCGAACCGGCCGCCGAUGAAGCGCCACCUGACCUUCGUGACGAAACCGCCGUUUGCUCCGCCGGAUGAAUACCACAGCUUUUCGGCUUCCGACUCUCGGAGAGUCUCUGCCGAUCGCGAGGCUGAAGCCGUCGUCGUUAGAUCUCCGUUCAUGAAGCGGAAGAGCGGAAUGAAUGACAGCGAAGGAGAUUCACACUCUCAAAAGUGGAGUAACAGCCCUGGAUACGCUAACGUAAUAAAUAGUCCCUUCAAAACUCCUGUGUCUGCAAAAGGAGGAAGGACACAUAAACCAAAGGCUUCCAAAGAAGGCAAAUCAUGUCCUCCGACACCCAUCCCAAAUGCCGGUUCCCCUUCUCCUCCUACUCCUGCUGGCAGCUGUCGUUAUGACAGUUCCUUAGGUCUCUUGACAAAAAAGUUCAUCAAUUUGGUCAAACACGCAGAGGAUGGUAUUCUUGACCUAAAUAAAGCAGCAGAAACUCUGGAGGUGCAAAAAAGGAGGAUAUAUGAUAUAACUAAUGUUUUGGAAGGCAUUGGUCUCAUCGAAAAAAAACUCAAAAACAGAAUACAUUGGAAGGGAAUUGAAUCUUCUACAUCUGGUGAGGUGGAUGGUGAUAUCUCUAUGCUAAAGGCAGAAGUUGAGAAACUUUCAUUGGAAGAGCAGGGAUUAGAUGAUCAAAUAAGGGAAAUGCAACAAAGGCUUCGUAGUUUGAGUGAAAAUGAAAACAACCAGAAGUGCCUUUUUGUGACUGAAGAAGAUAUCAAGGGAGUACCUUGCUUCCAGAAUGAAACUCUGAUAGCAAUUAAAGCUCCACAUGGAACCACCCUGGAGGUCCCUGACCCUGAGGAAGCUGUUGACUAUCCACAGAGGAGAUAUAGAAUCAUUCUUAGAAGUACAAUGGGUCCUAUUGAUGUCUACCUUAUCAGUCAAUUUGAAGAGAAAUUCGAAGAGAUUAAUGGUACUGAGCUCCCCACGAGCUUCCCACUUGCUUCAAGUUCUGGGUCCAAUGAACAAGUAGUGACCGAAACAGUUCCUUCUGAAUGCAGUGGAAAAGAACUUGAACCUCAAGCUCAGUUCUCUUCUCAUGCAUACACUGAUCCAAAUGCUUCACAAGAGUUUGCUGGGGGCAUGAUGAAGAUUGUCCCUUCAGAUGCUGAUAAUGAUGCUGAUUAUUGGCUUCUAUCAGAUGCUGAUGUUAGCAUAACAGAUAUGUGGAGAACAGAUUCCACUAUUGAUUGGAAUGGGGUAGACAUGCUUCAUCCUGACUUUGGAAUUAUGUCAAGGCCACAAACUCCAUCACCUGGGUUUGCUGAAGCGCCAUCUGCGGGAGCAAAUUCUAGUCAGAGGUGAUUUUGAUUUGCCUAAUAGUGCUGUAUCAGAACGUAUGGUUAGCCUUCAUCCUUUGCACAGAGGGAAACUGCUUCAAUAGAGUGAUUGCUAGACUUGAAUGUUGAGGAUGCAUUUUGGAGCUGUUGAAGGUCAAGCUGGGAGUGGUUGCUAUACUUCAGUAAAAUCUUUGACCCUCUUAUGAAUAAACUAGUAACGGUAGACAUACUACGGUUGUAGAGGAUUUAGCUUGGAAGGUAGAGCAGUUGCAACAAGUUUUAUUACAGAAGUGUUGCUACUGUAUGAAAUGCGAACAAGGUAAAUUCCACAAUUAGUAUAAUGUCAUAUGAUUAGCCAAAUUUGAAGUCUGGCAUCAUGGUUCCAGGUUUUCGAAGAUGAGAGCAGCUAUAUAGAUGCUGACCACAGACAAACUACUAUUGGUGUACUAGAUAAUGUUAGGACAA
This is a messenger RNA of Abrus precatorius (Indian licorice), 2072 nucleotides long. RefSeq names its product transcription factor E2FA. Gene Ontology annotation, cellular component: RNA polymerase II transcription regulator complex. The coding region runs from base 223 to 1632 and encodes 469 amino acids. Gene Ontology annotation, molecular function: protein dimerization activity; DNA-binding transcription factor activity, RNA polymerase II-specific; RNA polymerase II cis-regulatory region sequence-specific DNA binding. NCBI's taxonomy places the organism in Eukaryota, Viridiplantae, Streptophyta, Magnoliopsida, Fabales, Fabaceae. Gene Ontology annotation, biological process: regulation of transcription by RNA polymerase II. The record is from RefSeq and is a predicted model, not a curated record. The transcript has 14 exons.